AUUGCAGAUGGCGACGUCACAGGCCGAGAAAGUACGAGAAUUCCUCACCUGCGUGAUCUGCCAGGAACUGUACACAGACCCCUGUACACUGAGGUGUGAUCACACAUUCUGCAGGAAAUGUGUCACUGAGUACAUCCAAACCAGACCAGAUGAUGUACAGUCCAAGACCAUCCCCUGUGCUUUCUGUCGACAAGAUACCAAGGUGCCCCACCCCAACCAACCAGUGGAGGAGUGGGCGGGGCAGAUGAAACCCAGCAUCAUUAUACAGGGGCCGAUUGACACACAAAGUGAAGCUGUCAAAACAGAUACCGCUGACCAGCAGUGCACAUUGUGUGUGGCCGUAGGGUAGACAACUCCUGGAGCCUCGUGGUGUCAUGAGUGUGAAGUUACCCUUUGCAAAAGAUGUUCCAAGAUUCAUCACGCAAGUCCGACCUCACGUGACCAUGAUGUCGUUGAUCUUUGCACAGGGAUCAGGGUUAAAACAAAACGCAGGGUUAUGUGCACAGAGCAUACAACGGAAGCCAUCAGUCUUGUCUGUAAAGAUUGCCGCAAGGCUGUGUGUCCGACAUGCUGUGUUGUUUACCACAGGAAAUGUGAGUCUGUCUUUACCAUAGAUUCUAUGAAGGCAACAAUGAAAUACCACUUGACAAGAAGGAGAAAUAUGAUGGCGAAGAAAAUAGAUGGAAAACAAACAAAUGUUCAGAAUACAAAAGAAAAGAUAAAGGGAAUUAAGGAGCAUAAGUCAUCAGUGGAAUUCCAUGUCCAAAAUGCUGCUGAAAGAGCAAUUGAAAAUAUCAAACAAAAAGGUAAACAGCUGAUGAAUGAAAUCACAGGAAAUACAGAAACUGAAUCCAAACAGUUGCAAGAUGAUGUGAAGCGUGAAGAGAUUGAGAUGCAGAUGUACAUGCAGCAUUGUGAGUUCAUUGACCAGGUCUUGAUGUCGGACACUGAGAUGGAUCUCUAUGACGCGCAUCAGGCCUGGGAGGCGGGGGGUGUCAGGGACACAGACUCGUCAGACACACGAAGAAUAGAUGACAUCAGGUUCACACCAGAUAUUGUCAACGUCCAGCACAUCCUCGAUGACCUACAGCUGGAGAAGAUUGAAGAUUCAUACCAAGAUGAGGGUCGAUUUUUGCCGUCUCCAGUAGUUGUUGACAUAAUACAUGGCACAAUGGAGAGUGAUGUGAGUCUACCUAUGCUACAUGACGUCAUGGUCCUGGUUAUCAAUGGCAUACAGACAGUUGUAGUCACUGACCACAAGAACAAAUGUGUCAAGUCAUUCUACACAACGCACAAUCAUCAAUAUCACAGUGCAUUUCCUCUGCAAUACAACUCAUGGUGCUUAGCACAGUUGCAUGAGAACAAAGUGAUGAUUUCUAUGCCAUACCCUUGUCAGAUUCUCACACUAGAAGUAUAUCCUGACCUUCGUCUACUCUCGACCAUCACAACCAGCAAGGGAUACUACAGUAUCGCUGUUCUGAGUCCUUCCUCUCUAGCAGCAGGUGGUGACGGGAGUGUUGAUGUGCUGGACAUGGCAGGCCACGUGCUGAAGUCUGUCACUACACACAACAAUGAGACACUGUUUGACUCCCCCUUCUAUAUGUGUGUCAACAAGGGCUGCAUACUUGUAUCUGACUCGGGGAAGGGGUCUGUGACAUGCAUGACGUCAGAGGGUGAUGUUGUAUGGAGAUACGCCCCAACCGGAGACACGGCACUCGCUCCGCCUUGUGAUAUCACCACUACCAGCACCGGGCAUAUCCUGCUUGCUUACCUCGACUCAAACAGAGUCAUACAACUGACAGAGUCCGGGAAGUUUGUCGGAGAUGUUCUCACCACGCAAGAUGGUAUUCGUUGUCCGAUGGGUUUGUAUGAAGACAGACAUGAGUCACUGUUUGUGUGUACUAUUCGUGAGAUAAUAGAAAUCAACUUGUUUUGAGAUUGUAUGAGAAACAGUAAUAAGUGGCUGUUUCUGUCCAGUUGAUAUGGAUGGACCCAUCUGAUCACAGCGGA
Molecule: messenger RNA, 2010 nt
Organism: Haliotis rufescens (red abalone)
Lineage: Eukaryota; Metazoa; Mollusca; Gastropoda; Lepetellida; Haliotidae
Exons: 2
Coding region: 497-1936 (479 amino acids)
Biological process (GO): positive regulation of DNA-templated transcription
Cellular component (GO): nucleoplasm; chromatin
Molecular function (GO): zinc ion binding; ubiquitin-protein transferase activity
Source: RefSeq, a predicted model, not a curated record